ACAGAGGAGCUAAGUGACAUAAUGUCCGAGGGAACAUUAUAUAAGGAAGUACGGGCGGCGGGGCCGCGGCUGUAAGAUCGCUGUACGGAAGGGGAGACGCUCGCUUCAGGUCUCGGUGCCGCUGAGGAAGUAGCUGCCUCAGUGGUGACAAGCUCAGUUAUACAGGGACGAGGACUCCGGGCGGCCGCACCGCCUACACUUUGUGUUGUGAAGAGGAGGCGACCGGGGGAGUCUGUCCGUCUCACUCCUAAAGAGCCCGACUUCUGGCAGAGGAUGUGUGGGCACCGCCUGUCCCGUGGUGUGGCAUGGUGAAGGACCCGGCGCUGUAGACAAAGGCUGCCUGCCUCUUAAAGGGGCACUGACAUUUUCAAGAACAAAGAAGCUUCUUCCCCAACUUGGGAGUUGAAGGCACGCCUGCCUAGAAGACGCAACAGAUUGUCUCCGCACGGUAACGCUUUCUCUGCACCUCUUUCUACAGAGAUCCGAUGGGGGUUUAAAGGGCCGAACCCCUCUUCUUCUAAGACAACCUUAGGGUAUAAUGGAAAUACCCUUCUACCAUGAUGAUGUUUUGAAUUUGCAUCAGGCUUCGAACUUUUACACUUCUUCUGUUGCCACCAUGAUGAAGAAAGACCUAAACCUCAACCUGAAUGAGCAGGUAGCCAACUCCUUAAAGCCUCAUGAUGGCCUCUUGACCUCCCCUGAUCUUGGACUGUUGAAGCUGGCAUCUCCAGAGCUGGAGAGGCUCAUCAUCCAAUCCAAUGGCCUGGUCACUACCACUCCAACCACCAGCCAGUUUAUCUACCCCAAGGUGGCCAGUGAAGAACAGGAGUUUGCUGAAGGAUUUGUGAAAGCGCUGGAAGAUCUUCACAAGCAAAAUCAACUCGGGGUGACAAGUGCAGUGGAUUUAAGCUCUGUACCUGCAGGUGCCACUCUGCAGCCUCCCCCACCAUCUGAUGCCCCUGUGUAUGCCAAUCUCAGCAGUUACUCAAGUGGGCCAAUGGGCACCACUGUAAAUUACAGCACUGACACCGUGCCAUUUCCACCUCCACCGUCAGGCCUGGCACAGCAGUCCAUAGCCCCUCCACCUAGACUGCAGAUUCUCAAGGACGAACCACAGAUUGUGCCAGAAGUACCAUCUUUUGGAGACAGCCCACCAAUGUCUCCUAUUGACAUGGACACUCAGGAAAGGAUCAAAGCUGAAAGAAAACGGCUAAGGAACAGAAUAGCAGCUUCUAAAUGCCGAAAGAGGAAAUUGGAGAGAAUUUCUAGACUGGAGGAGAAAGUGAAAAGCCUUAAAACUCAAAAUACAGAGUUGGCAUCUACUGCUAACCUGUUGAGGGAACAGGUGGCCCAGCUGAAGCAGAAAGUCAUGAGUCACGUCAACAGCGGCUGCCAACUUCUUCCUCAGCAAGUCCAAGCUUACUAAGCUUAUCUUGUAACCAGAUUUGACUUUUUAUCUUUUUAUGCCUACUGAUAAACUUCAUUCCAAAAGAGGAUCUUACAUGCCAAAACUGGACUGUUCAGGCGCUAUGCCAACUUGUAAUCAUGAGGAUCAUAGGCCCAACCAAAGACUAUUGUGGUUUAUUUAACCACCUGCGAGUACCUAUCAGUACUGUCAAUAGGUAACAGUUGUCCUCACCUGAGAUAGUCAGGUCUCGGACAUAGACAAUGAGCGCUGUUGCUCAAUGAGGCCUUAGCUAUUACGAAGCUGGUUGUUUCUUGAGACAAACUCAGAUAAUGUUUUGUAAAAUGGUUUCAGUUUACAUCGUAAAAAAAUCAUUUUCAUUUGUAGUUUUAUUUGUGCAGGGAAACUAGAGUCUGAUGUGGAUCCCGAGUGCCUGAUAAGGAUAGAGCUAUUUCUGUAGCUGGUAAGAGACUGUCUCCCGCCUCCAGGCCCCAGGUUUAUACCAUAUAGAAGCUCUUGACAUAGAAGUAGUUAAUUCCUAAAACUUGUUCUAGACAAACUUGGUCCAAUACUUAUGCCAAGUGCAAACAGUGCUGGUUGCCUAUUUACUGCCUUAAAUGUUUACAAGGUCUCUAGCGCAGGGAGAAGAGGGGCAUUCCUCUGCAUAUCUGAAAUGUCUUUCUUGCCAGAGGGUUGCUGCCUUUGCAGGCCACUCCAUUGGAGUAGCUAAGAGAGUGUGUAGGUGCAUCUUGCUUGCACACCCAAUUGUAAAAUAAUGUAAAUGUAACGUUUUACAGAUCUUGUUUUUUUUGUUUGAAGUGUUCAGUUCAACUUGCUAUAUUUAUGUUAUACUGGGAACAAUGUUUUUAAGUCUUUUUUUACUACACAUUCCAGUAUAUAUAGUACUUUAGUGUUCUUAUGUACAAUAAAGUAUGGUCUAAAUGAGAAACUUUGGUUUGGUUCCAAUAGUUUAUUCUUGUUGCAUAAGGGUCUCUCUUUUAUGGGUAUGUGUUUCAGGAACUUUUCAGAUCAGUAUGUAUUAAAAACUGACAUUAUUUGUGACAAACCACCAG
Molecule: messenger RNA, 2478 nt
Organism: Hyla sarda
Lineage: Eukaryota; Metazoa; Chordata; Amphibia; Anura; Hylidae
Gene: JUND
Product: JunD proto-oncogene, AP-1 transcription factor subunit
Exons: 1
Coding region: 539-1426 (295 amino acids)
Biological process (GO): regulation of transcription by RNA polymerase II; regulation of cell cycle; regulation of cell population proliferation
Cellular component (GO): transcription regulator complex
Molecular function (GO): DNA-binding transcription factor activity, RNA polymerase II-specific; RNA polymerase II cis-regulatory region sequence-specific DNA binding; transcription factor binding
Source: RefSeq, a predicted model, not a curated record